This is a messenger RNA of Ahaetulla prasina, 1158 nucleotides long. RefSeq names its product cholinergic receptor nicotinic beta 3 subunit (gene CHRNB3). The coding region runs from base 16 to 1158 and encodes 380 amino acids. Gene Ontology annotation, biological process: nervous system process; monoatomic ion transmembrane transport; chemical synaptic transmission. The record is from RefSeq and is a predicted model, not a curated record. The transcript has 4 exons. Gene Ontology annotation, cellular component: postsynaptic membrane; neuron projection; synapse. Lineage: Eukaryota; Metazoa; Chordata; Lepidosauria; Squamata; Colubridae. Gene Ontology annotation, molecular function: transmembrane signaling receptor activity; acetylcholine-gated monoatomic cation-selective channel activity.
GAAAAAAACCAGUUAAUGACAACUAAUGUAUGGCUGAAACAGGAAUGGAUCGACCAUAAAUUGUGCUGGAAUCCUGAAGAUUAUGGUGGGAUCACUGCAAUUCGGGUUCCGUCUGAAUCUCUCUGGCUCCCUGAUAUUGUUUUAUUUGAAAAUGCUGAUGGGCGAUUUGAAGGUUCAUUGAUGACAAAAGCAAUAAUUAAGUACAAUGGGAUAGUAGUCUGGAGACCUCCAGCCAGUUAUAAAAGUUCCUGCACGAUGGAUGUGACCUUCUUCCCAUUUGACAGGCAGAAUUGCUCCAUGAAAUUUGGAUCAUGGACCUACGAUGGCAGCAUGGUUGACUUGAUCCUAGUAGACGAAAAUGUGGAUAGGACAGACUUUUUUGAUAAUGGGGAAUGGGAAAUCCUAAAUGCCAAAGGAAUGAAAGGAAACCGAAAAGACGGAUUAUAUUCCUACCCAUUCAUCACCUAUUCUUUUGUUUUAAGACGCCUCCCACUGUUCUACACACUUUUCUUAAUAAUCCCAUGCCUAGGAUUAUCAUUUUUAACAGUGCUCGUUUUUUACUUGCCCUCAGAUGAGGGAGAGAAACUAUCACUCUCAACUUCCGUUUUAGUUUCCCUCACGGUUUUUCUCCUCGUCAUUGAAGAAAUCAUCCCCUCUUCCUCCAAAGUCAUACCCUUGAUUGGCGAGUACUUGUUGUUCAUCAUGAUUUUUGUCACCCUUUCAAUCAUUGUGACAGUUUUUGUAAUUAACGUGCACCAUCGUUCCUCAGCCACCUACCAUCCCAUGGCUCCCUGGGUGAGAAGACUUUUCCUUCAGAAACUGCCCAGGCUGCUCUUCAUGAAAGGACACGUCGAUCGCUGUGCCUUUGCGGAUCCGGAAGGAACUCUAAAACCAAAGCUGAGGAAGUAUAAAAACAAACAAUUGAAAGAUGGAGAAAAGGUAGUGGUGGCAUUCUUGGAAAAAGCUGCCGAUUCUAUUAAAUAUAUCUCCAGGCAUGUCAAAAAGGAGCACUUCAUUAGGCAGGUAGUGCACGACUGGAAGUUUGUAGCUCAGGUUCUUGACCGGAUCUUCCUGUGGCUAUUUUUGGUGGUGUCUGUGAUCGGGUCUGUUCUUAUCUUUACUCCUGCUUUGGAGAUGUGGUUGCAUAGUGGUUUGUAG